GCAGAGGAUGGAUAGCGUGUUCUCGAAAGAGAGAGACGCUGACAGCUCAGCUCGAUGACGAAGUCAGAGGUAGUGGGAAAACUUUUCACACCUGCCCCUUCAUGGUACUUGCGGUGGAAUCUUAAGGCGAAGAUGUAACCAGAUUGUAGCCAGAAGUAAACGGUGAACUUGUGCAAGGCUUUUGUCGCACGUGGACUAGCGUCUUGCCAACAGACCCGAUCUGAGCAGCAGGUUACUCAGUGUCGUCUGCUAUAGAAGUGGCACUACAGAAGGCAAGAAGGCGGUUUUGCAACAAAACGAACCGCUCUCAAGGGAGACAUAUCGUGUUAGUAUAGUUCCACUUUGGAGGAAUUGCGUCUUACGCCACAACAAAAGUCAAGGCGCUUAGAAAUAUUCGCAGGUUGUUUCGGGUAUUUUGACACGCAGGGAACGACACAUUUGUUUUGCUGAUUUAUUUAUUAAAUUAAUAAUAACCGAAACAAACACAUUACCAAGGAAAUUUGAAGAAGCAUUCGGUAGGCUUAACAUUGGAAAGGCACAGAGCCCACAAUAGGAACUAUACACGUGGAUAUUAGGUAUAUUCACUGAUAUCAGUAUAGAUGUAGACAUAGACUAUUAUUCAUAUACAGACCGCAUUUACACUGAUGUAUAACGAUUUCACCCGUGGUAUGAACCUAGGUGGCACAGUUUCCAUGCCCAAUAUGAACGGCUGGCACCACUUCUCCUCUAUGGGUGCAUACAGGGACGUGCAGGAGUUCCCGGUCCCCAACCCCCUCUAGCCCACCAAGCCGUGCCAAUGGUGAUCUCGACGUCGUCCCCGUCGUCUCUGUCUCCGCCCUCCGCCUUCACAAAUCUGAACUCCUACAACAACGGGUUCCCCAGGGAGGCAACGCCAACGGGUUCUGGCAUGAGCACCCCAGGUUCCUUGGCGGACCUGUCCAGCCGGACAUCCUCCAACGUCGCACCGGGCUACGACGCCUACAAAUACUCACCGUGCCAAAUCAGUAGUUUCUACCCGUAUUCCUCCUACCCCAGCAGUGACCCUUGGUCAAGCGUGGGUAGUAACGCACUGUCCGCACCUCCGCCUCCCCCUAGUUACCAGUACGCCCCCGUGCCACCGGACAGUUGUAUGUAUUCUUGCAGCCACACACAUAAUGCAGACACGGGCACUGGGUGGUCUCGUAUGGACUCUGGGGGUCUCUUAGGGAACCCCCCGACCACCCCACUGGGGGAGAGUGGCCUCAGUCAGUCUCAGUCCAUCUCAGGGGGUGGUCUCCUGGCAACCACGGCGUCAAGCAGCAGCGUUACCAUGACAACGACGGAUUCGCCGUAUUCCAACGUCACAAGUUACUAUAUGAAAAAUAUAACAGACACGAGUAAAAUACCCAGCAAUACCACCCUACCCGCUGUUAUUCAUAUGAGGAAGAAACGCAAGCCGUAUUCGAAAUACCAAAUAGCAGAACUUGAAAGGGAGUACGUCAGCAACACGUACAUCAGCAAGCCAAAGCGUUGGGAACUUAGCCAAAGACUUCAGCUUAGCGAACGCCAAGUGAAAAUAUGGUUCCAGAAUCGGCGGAUGAAGGAAAAGAAAGUGAAAGGAGGCAAGCAGACGUAG
Molecule: messenger RNA, 1615 nt
Organism: Lingula anatina
Lineage: Eukaryota; Metazoa; Brachiopoda; Lingulata; Lingulida; Lingulidae
Product: homeobox protein Hox-C11-like
Source: RefSeq, a predicted model, not a curated record